This is a messenger RNA of Pongo pygmaeus (Bornean orangutan), 1754 nucleotides long. It is a transcript of the gene OR2Z1, whose product is annotated as olfactory receptor family 2 subfamily Z member 1. Lineage: Eukaryota; Metazoa; Chordata; Mammalia; Primates; Hominidae. Gene Ontology annotation, molecular function: olfactory receptor activity; G protein-coupled receptor activity. The coding region runs from base 542 to 1567 and encodes 341 amino acids. The transcript is spliced from 3 exons. The record is from RefSeq and is a predicted model, not a curated record. Gene Ontology annotation, cellular component: membrane. Gene Ontology annotation, biological process: G protein-coupled receptor signaling pathway.
UGCCAACCUGCAGGCUGGAUGCAUCUUCCCUUGUCUGUUAUCACUGCUGUGAACCCAAGCAGGCUGGAUCUCUAGAAAGCAGAAGGACACCCAUGUUGACGUUCAUUCCCAACUUUCCAUAACAUGUGCUGGAAGCAGCAAGGGGUGGGCACCACACCUUGGCCGUGGGGCCGGGACUAGAACAACCUAUCUGGCAUGGGCUAGAAGCACCUUCAGCUCACUUUCUGGAGACUGUGACCACCCUACAACAGUGAUGACCUGGAGGAAUUCUCAGCUCAGAAUUCCAGGGAAGAUGAGUUGAGUGUUAAGUCCAAGAAAGAGGCAGUGUCCAGAAUAGAGACAGCUCAGGAUUUGAAAUCAAACUGGGUUCAAAUCCCAGUCUACCCUCUUCUUAGCUGUGUGACUUUAGAUGCAUCAAAGACAGUGGGACCACCUGGGCACCCUGAAAGGAAAGCCUACCAAUUCUAGCUGCAGCCUCAUCACUCUUCUCAAGACACCAUCCCAGGAAGCCACUACCAAUCAAUGAUAAUUGGCAUGUGAGAUGAAAAUUAUUUGCCAUCCCAUGCAGGCUUUUUGCCAUAGUUCAGCUGUUCUUCCUGCAGCUAAAGUGCAUUGUGUAAAACAUGGGGGAUGUGAAUCAUCGGUGGCCUCAGACUUCAUUCUGGUGGGCCUCUUCAGUCACUCAGGAUCACGCCAGCUCCUCUUCUCCCUGGUGGCUGUCAUGUUUGUCAUAGGUCUUCUGGGCAACACCGUUCUUCUCUUCUUGAUCUGCGUGGACUCCUGGCUCCACAUGCCCAUGUGCUUCCUGCUCAGCCAGCUCUCCCUGUUUGACAUUGGCUGUCCCAUGGUCACCAUCCCCAAGAUGGCACCAGACUUUCUGCGGGGAGAAGGUGCCAUCUCCUAUGGAGGUUGUGCAGCUCAAAUAUUCUUCCUCACACUGAUGGGUGUGGCUGAGGGCAUCCUGUUGGUCCUCAUGUCUCAUGACCGUUAUGUCGCUGUGUGCCAGCCCCUGCAGUAUCCUGUACUUAUGAGAUGCCAGGUGUGUCUGCUGAUGAUGGGCUCCUCCUGGGUGGUAGGUGUGCUCAACGCCUCCAUCCAGACCUCCAUCACCCUGCAUUUUCCCUACUGUGCCUCCCGUAUUGUGGAUCACUUCUUCUGUGAGGUGCCAGUGCUUCUGAAGCUCUCCUGUGCAGAUACCUCUGCCUAUGAGAUGGCGCUGUCCACCUCGGGGGUGCUGAUCCUAAUGCUCCCUCUUUCCCUCAUCGCCACCUCCUACGGCCACAUGUUGCAGGCUGUUCUAAGCAUGCGCUCAGAGGAGGCCAGACACAAGGCUGUCACCACCUGCUCCUUGCACAUCACGGUAGUGGAGCUGUUUUAUGAUGCGGCUGUGUUCAUGUACAUGGUGCCUGGCGCCUACCACAGUCCACAGCAGGAUAACGUGGUUUCCCUCUUCUAUAGCCUUGUCACCCCUACACUCAACCCCCUUAUCUACAGUCUGAGGAACCGGAAGGUGUGGAUGGCUUUGGUCAAAGUGCUUAGCAGAGCUGGACUCAGGCAAAUGUGCUGACUACAUAGAAACUGCUGGUGAGAUUCCAGCGGUCCUCGAUCCCACCCACCUUCCCAAAGUAUGCAUUUGGCAUUCAAUUGCCAAUUUGUGCAACUGGCCAAAUAUCCAGCCAUUGCACAAGGUGCAACUUUUUCAGAAAAUGUCUGCCUUUUAAAUUGAGGCAGAAUACACGUAACAUAAAAUGAGC